This is a messenger RNA of Enterobius vermicularis (human pinworm), 393 nucleotides long. Lineage: Eukaryota; Metazoa; Nematoda; Chromadorea; Rhabditida; Oxyuridae. The record is from the annotation of a GenBank genome assembly.
AUGUCUUCCGGUGGAAACUAUGAUUAUGUCCGUUUGAAUGAUUCUCCAGUUCCUUCAUCUUCAAACCGCAUGUUAGAGGACACCUUCAUGAAACAGCAGGCAAGCGGACUGUUGCAAAUAAUGAGGGACCAGGAUGAAGAUUUAGAAAAAGUUGGAGCUUCUGUACAUGUGUUGAAGAAUAUGAGCUACAAAAUUGGGGAGGAACUUGAAGAACAAGCCGUAAUGUUAGACGAGCUAGGUACUGAUAUGGAAAGGGCUGGAACAAAAUUGGACAACGUCAUGAAAAAGAUAGCAAAAGUAACGAAUAUGGAUGAUGAUAAACGUCAGUGGACGGCGAUCUUUGUUUUGUCUGGGAUAUUGUUUUUUAUAAUCAUUCUUUUUAUUAUAUUGUAA